This is a messenger RNA of Colossoma macropomum (tambaqui), 3874 nucleotides long. RefSeq names its product transmembrane protein 25. Gene Ontology annotation, biological process: negative regulation of excitatory postsynaptic potential. Bases 182 to 1330 code for a protein of 382 amino acids. The transcript has 10 exons. The record is from RefSeq and is a predicted model, not a curated record. NCBI's taxonomy places the organism in Eukaryota, Metazoa, Chordata, Actinopteri, Characiformes, Serrasalmidae.
GUUUGAGUCUACAGGAGUAAAUGAUCUUUGUGCCAAGCAGUCUGAGAGCUGAGGCAGCUGCAGUGGAUCUGUGCGUGUUUGUGCUCUGAGCUCCGGGCGGAGGGCUGUUUCUCGUCCUGCAGGAAUGAAUGGAUCCACAGAGGAAUAAAAGCUCCGUCAGCCGCCAAAUAAGCAGGACACUAUGGAGUGGGUGUGUCUGAGGAAGGGGGUGGGGCUUUCUGUGCUCCUCCUGCACACCUUUACCUGGGGGUGGACAGACGCAAUCGAUCCCGCCCCCAAGAUUGAUGGACACCAGCGUUCUGAGGUCAACCUGCAGGAGAACGUCUCCCACCGCUUCAACUGCGAGUCGGAGGGCUGGAGUGCACAGGCUCCGCCCCUACUGACCUGGUACCUGAACGGGGAACGGCAGAGCGAGGUGACGGGCAGCCAGGGCGCCGCACGCCUGGUGAUGACAUCACCAGAGGAUUCGGGCAGGGUGAAGUACAACUCGGAACGAAACAGCAGCUUCACACUCCGGCCGAGGAAAUGGGACCGCGAGCUGGUGUGUGCUGCCAGUAACCCGGGCGGUGGAGAGAGCUACAAUGCUACGGUCAUCCUAAAUGUUCAGUUUCAGCCGGAGAUUCUGCGAGUGAAUGCUCACUACAGUGAAACCUCAGACCCUGGUCUCUCCUUGGUCCUCUUCGCUCUGGUGCGCUCCAACCCCCCCGCCACUAUCACCUGGGUGGACCAGUCUGGCCAGCUGGUAGCCAACACUACAGACUUCCUCAUCCUGGACUCACGGAGCUACCCCUGGCUGGCCAAUCACAGCCUACAGGUCACCCUGAGCAGCCUGCCAGGAAACGUCUCGGUCAGCGCCAACAACAGCGUUGGCUCCGUCCAGACCAACCUCACGUUAACAGAGUUCCUGCAGUCACGGGUGGAGGUGCCAAUGCUGGGGAUCGUUACGGGUGGCGUUGCUGGCUUCAUCACCCUCCUCAUCCUCACACUGAUGGUGCUCUGCCUUCUGCACAAGGACAAAGGCAAAGCCAUCGAAGAGCCUGUCGCGAUUCCCAUAACCAUGAAAUGUAAUGACUCAGCAAAAGUGCAGGUGGACGGUGUGUAUCUGCCCCGGGAGAACAUGUCCCUGCCCUCCAACGUCCAGCUGAAUGACCACAGCAUGCUCUGCAAAGGACGGCCGAACUCCAAACAAAAUACUUUAGCACGCAAGACGGAGGAGGAAGAGGAGGAGGACCUGUCCUUGGCCUAUGCAGCUAGAGGUUUCGCCAGGUACCCCAUGGUUGGUUACAUCUACAAAGUGAACAGCACAAGCAGUGAUGAGAUCUGGCUUUGACUCGAUUUCACAGUUAUACACACGGUGAUCACCGUUUGUCCUCUCACGUCCCCGUUAGGCAGUGAGGUGUGUUUGGUCCCUGCUUGGACAGUUCAUGGAUGGCUAUUUUAACCAUUUUAAAUAUCUAGAUUUUCCAACAUAAAAUAUUUGAUUGUCCUAAAGAGAAAAUAUUACAUAUUGUUGUGAAAACAACAACAACAACGAUGUUUUAACAUUCAUUAAUUGCGUGCAGCUAGCUUUUACCUAAGUGUGUUAAGUCGGCCUUCAUAACAAUAAUUUUUAUAAUUUACAUUUUCAUAUUUCAUUUGAAAUAGUUCCAAUACUAUUUACUUUUGUCCACUUAGAAGUGCUUGUAUUGCCCAAUUCCCAUUUAAGUAAACAUAUAUUAAGAGUCAAAAGUUUGGACACACCUGCUCUUAAAGGGUUCUCUUUUUUUCUGUUUUCUACUUGUUGGAAUAUAAUAUUGAAAACAUUGAAACUAUAUAGUAGUUCAUACAGAAUGUCUACAGUCAGAAACAUGGGCCUUCUACCAAAUAUGGCUACCUCCCUCAUGCAACUCAACUGAUUGGCUGAAAUGUGUUAACAAGGACAGACUAAUUAACUUUUAAUGAGAAACAUAAAGUAAGAAGAAUGGUAUAAUGAUCGUGGCGAGCAGGACUGGAGGAAGAUGAUCGAGGGUUCAGGAUUGGUGGAAGAAAUAUCAAUAACCUCUGACUCAUAGUGGAAAUCUGGAACAUUAGAAGGUCCUUAUAAGGUUAGGAACAGAGUUAAAUGAUGGGACUUAAGCUCAGUAUGAAGAAGACUGAGGUUAUGACCACAGGAAACGUUGCUCACUUUGUCACUGAUGGAGUAGAUGUGGAAGUGGUGGACAGCUUUCGCCUUCUCGGAUCAAUUAUUAACAACAGAGGAUCCAGCACUCGAGACAUAAGACACAGACUGGCACUCUGAGGAACAAGGAUUAAGGAGCUUGGAAAGAUCUUUAAAUAUAAUGACUGCAAACAAAGAUCAGGAUUGUCCUGACUGUGGUCUUCUUUUUGGAUGUGAUAGCUGGACAAUAAACAAGUCAGACAGGAAAAACAAGCUCACCAGACAAAAAAUGAGUCACCUGUGACUGAAACGUACCUAAUAGUGUGUGAUACCUCCACGAGCAUGAAUAACAGCUGCAAUCCGAUUUGGCCUGAACUGGACAAGUUUCUGGAUGUAGGAGACAUCAAUGUUCAGCCAUCCUUGCAUCAAAGAAUUGAGCAGAUUGGCCAGAUUUUGUGGAUGCCUUUCCCCGGCGUCUUUCUCGUUCCAGGUCGUCCCACAGAUUUUCAAGAGGAUUCAAAUCUGGGGAUUUUGCAGGCCAGUCCAGACGUGUGAACGCUCCUGAAUGUUCAUCAUGCCAAUCAGUCACAUUUGCAGCCCUGUGAACGUGAGAACUGUCAUCUUGUAAUACACGGAUAGGAAUGUUCUGUUCCGGUAAGUUGAUGAGCAAAAGGCAAAACCUGGUGUCAAGCAGCUCAAUGUUGGCACUGUGCUUCAAAUUUACUCUCACCUCAGCCAAAGGACCCAUUUCCACAUAAUUUAAACACCCCAGAACAUCACAGGGCCUCCAACUUGAACCACACCUACAGGCAGUCCUCAUUGAAGGCUUCCUGAAGUCUACGAUGAACACAACGCCGAGCAUCACUCACAUACGGGCAGAAAUGAAACUCAUCUGACCAGAUAACAUGUUUCCAGUCAUGAACAGUCCAGUGUUUGAGUCUCUUCGUCCACUGUAACCGGACAUCUCUGUUAGCAGCAGUGAGCAAAGGCCUCUUGCGUGCCGCUCUGCUCCAUAUGUUUAUGGUAUGCGGUUCCCUGAGCAGCAUUCUUUCAGAAAUUGGUUGUGAAGAACCUGCAUCGACUUCUAGAAGCAAUUCUUGCCUGGAAGUGAAGUGAUUUUUAAAAUAUGACCGUACGCUUAGAUACACCUGCAAACUCAGUUACUUCCUUCCCACUGUGGCCUUUGGCUGCCUAAAUGCAAUCGCUCCUUUUUGCCAAUCAUUAACAUCUGCUUUGCGACCCAUUUUCCACACAUUGAACAAGACAUUCACUGCACUGUACCACCUUUUCUCAAUCUAUGAAUCCCGUCACACACCCUGUAGGUAUUUAUAGCCCCGAAGUUAUUACCACCUUAAACACGCAAGGUGACUAAUUUUUUCCGGGAGCUUACUGAUGCCUGAAUUUGAUGUUGGUGAAGACAAACAAAUCAAGCCUCAUCUAUCAAGCCCCGAUAACCAAACUGAAGCUCUUAUAUUGGACACAUUCUAAGAAGACCCAGUUCAUGCUUGGACCAGAAAGACAAUUAUGCUUGAAGGUAAAAGAGAAAGACAAUGGUGGAGACAGUCAGAGCCAGCCAUUCAGAAGCAUGAAGACCCAAACAGAAGACAGGUCACUGUGGAGAAACACUGACCACAUGGUUCCCAGGCAUCUGGAAUUACUUUGACACUUAAUAAUAAUAACAAAGUUUGUGGUUAUGAUUCUACAUUUCCCAUUCAAGAUUUUUGUAAAAGUCCUGAA